AUGUGCGAAAGAAAGAAGAAGGAGGAGAAAGAAAGGAUGAUUAGAGAGAUAGGAGAAGCGAGAACGGAAAGAAAGGUAUGGGAAUUGAUAGGCAGAGUGAGGAAGAGAAGGAAGAGGAUAAACGAAGAGAUAAAACCGGAGGAGUGGAAGGAAUACUUCAUGGAAUUCAUGGGUGGAGUGGAGAACAGAGUGGUGAAAGGGAAAGGAGGAGGGGGCAGACAAGAAGAGGAAGGGAUAGAACUGGAGGAGGGGUUAAUAGCAGACAUAGACGAUUACAUGAAGAAAGACGGUUGGGGAGGCAUGAGAUUAAGAGGCGAGAAGGUAUACACGCUAAUGUAUGCAGAUGAUAUAGCACUGUUGGCGGAGGAGGAACAGGACAUGAGGUCAAUGAUAAGCAGGUUAGAGGGAUAUCUAGACGGAAAAGGUUUAACACUGAGUAUAGAGAAGACAAAGAUAAUGAGGUUUAGAAAGGAAGGAGGAAGGAAGAAGAAAUAUGACUGGAGAUGGAAGGGAAGGAAGUUAGAGGAGGUCAAUGAAUUCAAAUACCUGGGGUAUACGUUGAAGAAGAAUGAAGGACAGGAAGCGCAUAUUAGAGAGAAAAGAAAAAAGGCAGCAAGAACGGUGAUGGGAUACGGGGCAGAAAUAUGGGAAUGGAAGGAAAGGAGGGAGGUAGAAGGUAUUCAUGAAAGAUACCUCAGAUGGGUACUUGGAGUAAACUGGAGGACGCCAGGAUAUAUGGUUAGAGAUGAACUAGAAAGGGAAAAGAUGAGAGCUAGAGCAAGUAAGAGAGCAUGGAAGUUUGAAAGAAAACUGGAAGAAGGUAGAGGAGGUGAAAUAGCAAGAAAAUGUUUGGAAGAAAUGAAAGAGAGAUGGAAGAGGGGAAAGAUAAUAGGAAGAUGGGAGCAGGAGAGAAAGGGCUAUCUGGAAGGGAUUGGGGUAGAAGUGGAAGAGGAAGAGGAGGUAUUGGAGAGAAAAGAGAAAUGGAAGGAGAAACAAGAAAGAAUGGAAAAAAUCAGGGAAUCGAAUUACAAUAAAUGUACGACUCUAGAGGAAAUUGAUAUAUUUAGUUCGAAUUUAGAGCCACAACCUUCUACUUCAAAUGUUCAAAUUGAGUCUAAUCACCAAGAACAGAUGGAGAUUGAUGUCAUUAAUUCACAAGAACAAUCAUUGUCAUCUGGGAAAAUUCCUCCGCUGAGUAAAUCAAAUGACUACAAAUAUCCAGACCAUCCGCCGAAUUUGCUGCCGUUGGAUCCAAUUACAGAGCGUCUCAUAUCUCCAAGACUACCGUUUAUGCAAAUACGUCGACUACGGUACGAAACCGGUACCUACAAAAUAAUAGGACAAGUUAUAAACGUUCUGGUAGAAGUCGACAACAUGGUUAAGCACAACGUGGUAAUGCUCUCUGCAGCGGCGUGA
This is a messenger RNA of Temnothorax curvispinosus, 1416 nucleotides long. RefSeq names its product trichohyalin-like. The record is from RefSeq and is a predicted model, not a curated record. The transcript is spliced from 5 exons. Lineage: Eukaryota; Metazoa; Arthropoda; Insecta; Hymenoptera; Formicidae. Bases 1 to 1416 code for a protein of 471 amino acids.